AUGGCUCUUGACAGUGCUUGGAAUGAGCUCGACAAGACAGUGAAGACUAUUGUGUCCUCGCAUCAUAAGAGUUUCCGCCGUGACCAGAAUGACCUGUGCAUGGGCCGCGGGAUUUUAUGCUACCAAUGUUCGAACUUAAAUGCAUGGAACACCUUCUGCUGGAAGAAGCGCCAUGAAGACAAGGAGAAUGGGGCCAUGGGCAAGACUGUGUUGCAAGAGCUCGUCAGUGAUGAGAACCGCGCUGAAUAUCGCAACCUUGCAAAAGACAAGAAGGUGCAGCUUUUGCAGGAGUACAGUGAGCACAAGGAAACGAAGACAACCGGCAUCUGCAUCUCAAUAAAAUUGAAGGUCAAUGACAUGACACAGACACUCAAGGCUGUCGAGAAUGAGGCAAGUGCCGAGAUCAUCAUCUACGUGACACAUGGCUCUACAGAUCUCCCACUCUGUGGUGUUGCCUUUGCAACUGAAGGUGUUGAUGAGUUCAUGGGCUCCAUGAUGAAUAUCAACAACCAGGAUCUCAUGAGUAAGAUGGAGGGGUUUGCCAUUCAGGGCGCUGCAAGAAACCAUAAAAAGCUCACCUCAGAUGUUCGGAGCGCAAUCCACCGUGAGAUCAACAGGACACUCUGUGAGUUCUUUGAUCCGUCGGUGCGGAUGCAUUGGGCGAACUACUGGUGGAGUGUCGUCCAGCGCUACCUUGUUGUCAUUGAAGCGCCCUACCUGAUUUGGAAGCUGGUGAAAUCUGUUGGAGGCACCUGGAAGAAGAAGGUCAACAGCGGUGACAUUGUCGAUAAAUGCCGCCGGACCCGCUCAGACAAAGGGAAGAAAUGCGGGGCUUCCAACAAUUCUGGUCAUUGCAGGAAGGCAUAUAAGAGCAAUGCCACUGUCGUAAGCAAUGACGAGUUGGAUUCCCCCUGCGAGGAUACACCUCCUGUUAAUACUACCCCUUCUGGCCAUACAACAACCCUCGAGCUCACAUCAUCCACUCCUUCCACUAUCCCAAAUCCACCAUCCACCUCUCCCGCUAUCCCAAAUUCGCUUUCGCCUGAGCUCACGUCAACAGCCGGCGGUCUUGGUCAAUUCAUCAACAACAACGCAGUUAGCAUGUCGAGCAUCUUGCCUGCAGGUAGCAUUGGUGCUAGUCCAUCCAUGAGCUUGGGGUCAUCUGAAUUCAACUUCAACAAAGCUUUGGCUAAUCUAGAUCAAGAUUAUGGAUCUGUGCUAGACUUUAUGAACUGUUAG
This is a messenger RNA of Suillus clintonianus, 1239 nucleotides long. RefSeq lists its product as uncharacterized. NCBI's taxonomy places the organism in Eukaryota, Fungi, Basidiomycota, Agaricomycetes, Boletales, Suillaceae. The transcript has 6 exons. The coding region runs from base 1 to 1239 and encodes 412 amino acids. The record is from RefSeq and is a predicted model, not a curated record.